Messenger RNA from Oncorhynchus keta (chum salmon), 11685 nucleotides. Its product is annotated as mitogen-activated protein kinase-binding protein 1-like. The record is from RefSeq and is a predicted model, not a curated record. Gene Ontology annotation, molecular function: protein binding. Lineage: Eukaryota; Metazoa; Chordata; Actinopteri; Salmoniformes; Salmonidae.
GCUUUUCUAAAGUAAUCAACAGAUGACUGUCAAAUGUUGACGCUUGCUACGAGGCGAGACUGAGGUCUGACCUGACAGUCCUGCCCAAAACUUCUUCAUCAACGGGAAAGUAAAAUACAGAUAUAAGUGUCGCAAGCGGUUGUCAUUCAACCCUGCAUGGAAUAAACAGAAAAAGAUUGAUAGAAGCGGCAAGGUAGCUAGCUAGCUGGCAUGUCACUGACAGUGCUUGGGGGCUAUGCACAACGUUAGCCUACAGUUCCUAGCUAGCUUGCUAACGUUGUUGAAUGGCAUGCUAGUAGGCAAUAGCACUGGGCAUAUUCUUCUUUAGCAUGUGGUUUAGCUAACGGCAGUAUCUUUCUUGCCCAAUGUGGGGACGAAAGAGACAGCUGGGACAUUGGCAGAAAGCUUGGCUAAGCUGCAGUAGCUAACCAAGAACUGGUAUUGUGCCGCAGAUCCAGUUUCACCAAUGGCAGUUCUCAUCGCGGAGGACGCAAUGACACCAGACGAGGAGCCGCGGGGUGACUGACAGUCUUCAGGAACCCGACCAUCGAAGUAGCUAGCUACUACUGCUGACAAUCUGGGAACAUGGACAAUUUUUCCAAAUGCAUCCAGAGAAAUAUCUUUCCCAGUGGAUCAGAAUGUAAUGCAAGAAGGACGGGUCAUGUAGAAAAGCUUUCCAGGCAGACCAGGGCAUGUAAUGAACGGGAACCGCACACAUCAUGCCAACAUAACACGCAACGCAUUGAACCAGAAGGAAGCAUGACAGCAAAUUAACGUUUAUUUUAUCUUUGUAUUUAUUUUGCUGAACAACAUUUGGUUUAGUCUGGCUAUCACCACUGGUUCCCAGAUUUUAUGUACUAGUUCUAUCAACCGAUGUCUGAGAUCAGUCAGAAUUUAGAUUUCAUGAUGACGGUGGAGGGUUCCACAAUAAAGAGUCGGAUCAAAAAUCUUCUCCGCUCGCCAUCUAUCAAAUUGAGAAGGAAUAAAGAUCGGAACCAUAAAGAGAAUCUCAGUAACAAGGUUACAUUAGAGAAGGUGCUGGGGAUCACAGCAUUUGGGAACCGUGCUUUGGCCUGCGACCCUCGCUCCGGACUAGUGGCCUACCCAGCUGGAUGUGUGGUGGUGCUGCUGAACCCCAAGAAGAACAAACAGCAUCACAUCCUCAACAGCUCCAGGAAAACCAUCACCACUCUGUCAUUUUCCCCUGAUGGCAAAUAUGUGGUCACAGGAGAGAGUGGGCACAUGCCUGCUGUGCGGGUGUGGGACGUAGCAGAGCGGACUCAGGUGGCCGAGCUACAGGAGCAUAAGUACGGCAUCUCCUGCGUGGCCUUCAGCCCUAACAGCAAGUACAUCGUCAGUGUGGGAUACCAGCACGACAUGAUCGUUAAUGUCUGGGCCUGGAAGAAAAACAUUGUGGUGGCAGCCAACAAAGUCUCCAGUAAAGUGACGGCCGUGUCCUUCUCAGACGACAGCUCCUACUUUGUCACGGCAGGGAACAGGCACGUCAAGUUCUGGUACCUGGAUCACACCAAAUCCUCCAAGGUGAACGCCACAGUUCCUCUGCUGGGUCGCUCAGGGCUCCUGGGAGAGUUGAGGAACAACUUCUUCUCUGACGUGGCAUGUGGGAAGGGUCGUAAAGCCGGCAGCACCUUCUGCAUCACUUCCUCAGGCCUGCUCUGCGAGUUCAAUGACAAACGCCUGCUGGACAAAUGGGUGGAGCUAAGGAAAAACGUCGUCAUCACAACAUCUCAGGCCACGUCUCUGUCUGUGACAGAGGAGCUGAUCUUCUGUGGCUGUGCAGACGGCACCGUGAGGGUCUUCAGCCCUGUCAACCUGCACUUCAUCUGUACCCUGCCACGCCCACACUGCCUGGGAACAGACAUCGCCACCGUGGUGGAGGCUAGCCACCUCUUCAGCCACAAGAUGGACGCCCGGUACCCUGACACGGUGGCUGUAUCAUAUGACCCUGCGAGCCGCUGGCUGUCCUGUGUCUACAACGACCACAGCCUGUACGUGUGGGACGUACGGGACCUCAGGAAAGUGGGCAAGGUCUACUCCGCCCUCUACCACUCGGCUUGCGUGUGGAGCGUCGAGGUGUACCCGGACAGGGUAAGUGAUGGUGAGCAGCCCUGUCUGCCUCCAGGCUCCUUCCUCAGCUGCUCCUCAGACAACACCAUCCGUCUCUGGAACACUGACGGUCACAGCACCACCCUCAGCCGCAACGUCAUCAGCAACGACCUCCAGAAGAUCAUCUACAUGGACAACAACACGGCCGGCCUGCUGGACACAGAGUGCCUCAACUCGGGGAACGGAGAGAAGGCCGACCCCCAGACCUCAGAGACUAGGACGGGCAUCAGGACCAUGUGUGUGAGCCCCGACGGGCAGCACCUGGCGUCGGGCGACCGCACCGGUACCUUGAGAAUCCAUGAGCUGGUGAGCAUGGAGGAGAUUCUGAACGUUCAGGCCCACGACUCUGAGAUCCUUUGUCUGGAAUACUCCAAGCCUGAGACGGGUCUGAAGCUACUAGCCACAGCUAGUCGAGACCGUCUGAUUCAUGUGCUGGAUGCAGAGCAGGAGUACAGCCUGCUGCAGACGCUGGACGAACACUCCUCCUCCAUCACCGCCGUCCGAUUCGCUGCCAAUGACGGCAAGGUGAGGAUGAUCAGCUGUGGCGCUGACAAGAGCAUCUACUUCCGCACAGCGCAGAAGUCAGAUGAAGGAACAGUGUUUACCCGCACCCACCACAUCGUACGCAAGACGACGCUGUAUGACAUGGAUAUCGACCCCACCAGGAAGUACGCCGCUAUUGGUUGUCAAGACCGCAGCGUGAGAAUCUUCAACAUCAGUAACGGCAAACAGAAGAAACUGUACAAGGGCUCCCAAGGAGAGGAUGGCACUGUUAUCAAGGUUCAGACCGACCCCUCAGGACUGUAUGUGGCCACCAGCUGCUCAGACAAGAACAUCAGCAUCUUUGACUUCUACUCUGGAGAGUGUGUGGCCACCAUGUUCGGACACUCUGAGGUUGUGACUGGAAUGAAGUUCACCAAUGACUGCAAGCACAUGAUAACUGUGUCUGGUGACAGCUGUAUCUUUGUGUGGCGUCUGGCCCCGGAGCUCACCAUCAGUAUGAGACAGCGUCUGUCAGACCUCAAACAGACUGGCAAGCCAGUUCAGAAGACACCACCUCACAAACCUUGCAAUCUCAGCACCAGGAGAGAGGUGCACAGAACCCCUCCCAUAGUCACCAUGUCCUCUGACAGCGACAAAGAGGUGGAGGAGGAGGAGGGGAUAGAGGAGGAUGAGGAAGAGAUGAUCUCUCCUUACAUGGUGUCAGGCUGCAGUGCAGAGGAGGAGACAGACACCUCAGACGAAAAGCACAACUCUCUUAACUCUCACGGCAGAGAACUGAAAAGGGAGAGCUCUUUUAGCAGGCGUUCCUCCCAGGGAAAUCAUCACUGUGAGGAAAGGGGUCCCCGUCCGCGGCGCCGCUGGUCCAGAGGCAUGGUCAGCAUGGAACUGAUGGUCAAAUCCAUGUUGGACCUCAGACAGCUGGAUUCCUUCGCCAUGCCCCCCUCCUCCCCCAACAAGACCAAGACCCAGCCAGAUGCUUUCAGAGACCCAUUCAGGGAGGAUGAACUGGGCAGCACCAUCAGCCUGCAACCCCUUACUGCAUGGGGGGAUGAGUCUGAGCAGAGGUCCCAUCAGCGACCCCACUACAUCAUGUUCUCUCCACAGACCCCAGAGACAGGCUCAGUGCUCUACCCCGAGGGCUGUGAGGACAGGGUCAGCUUAGCUGGCAGUGAGUACCUAGUGAAAGAGCUACUGCCCGGGCCUGAGACCAGCAGGAGUGUGAAGGGGUGCCAGAACCACUGCCAGUGGAGCCAGGGCCACCAUGACAAACACAGCCCAGACAGUGCCUGCUCUGUGGACUACUCCAGCAGCAGACGGUCCAGCCCAGACAGCCAGCAGCAGCCUCCUGGAGAGAACUCUGAGCCCACGGAGCCUCUCAGUGUGGAUGGGAACUCCUCUGAAUUGGACAUGGAGGAACUGGAGGAGGAAGAGGAGGGGGGCGUAGGGAGGGGAGAGGCCAAGGGGACAACAGUAGUACCUAAGACCCCUGACCAGGAGGCCUUCCUCAAACAGCACUUUGGCAACCUGGCUGAGCUUAAAAACCCAGUGAGCCCGACCAGAGUUGUCACCCCGGACAGUGUCAGCAUCUCCUCCAAGUUCCUGUCCCAAUGCUCUCCUGGAAGCAGGACGGCCUUUCCAUUCCCCUCGAAGAGCGGUGUUGAGGGGAAGGUAGCCAGCAGUGUUGUGAGGCCCCUGGUCUCUGAGGUGAGGCCCCUCAUGGAGCACAACCAGGGCCAGAACUACAACCAGGGCCAGAACUACAACCAGGGUCAGAGCCAGAGCCAAGACCACAGCCAGGACCAGAGCCACAGCCAGGGCCAGAGCCACAGCCAGGGCCAGAGCCACAGCCAGAACCAGAGCCACAGCCAGGACCAGAGUCAAGGCCACAACCAGGACCAGAGCCACAACCAGGACCAGAGCCAAGGCCACAACCAGGGCCAGGACCAGAGCCACGACCACAGCCAGGGCCAGAGCCACAGCCAGGACCAGAGCCAAGGCCACAGCCAGAGCCACAGCCAGGACCAGAGCCAAGACCACGGCCAGGACAAGAGCCACAGCCAGGACCAGAGUCAAGGCCACAACCAGGACCAGAGCCACAACCAGGACCAGAGCCAAGGCCACAACCAGGGCCAGGACCAGAGCCACGACCACAGCCAGGGCCAGAGCCACAGCCAAGACCAGAGCCAAGGCCACAGCCAGAGUCACAGCCAGGACCAGAGCCAAGAACACAGCCAGGACCAGAGCCACAGCCAGGGCCAGAGCCACAGCCAGGACCAGAGCCACAGCCAGAACCAGAGCCACAGCCAGGACCAGAGCCAAGGCCACAGCCAGGGCCAGAGCCACAGCCAGGGCCAGAGCCACAGCCAGGGCCAGAGCCACAACCGGGGUCAGAGCCAAGGCCACAACCAGGACCAGAGCCACAACCAUGGCCAGAGCCACAGCCAGGGCCAGAUCUAUAGCCAGGGACAGAGCUAUAGCCAGGGCCAGAGCCAGAGCCACAACCAGGGCCAGAGCCACAGCCGGAGGAUGGGCUCAGAAGAAUCUCAGAAGGGCACUACCGCGAGACUAGAAGUAGUGGACACUAUGGAGAAGGGUCUGAAUCUCCGGGCCUCUCCUCUGAGGAAGAAGCUUUUUAACCCUGCAGUGGACUCCCGUAGGAUAGUCAGCCCUGUGGCCAAGGCUGCAGCAUCACACCUCACCUCUACAGGCAUGAGGAAGUCCCAGUCAGUCCAGAACUUGCACACUGAGGAAAUGCCUCUGAGCCUGUUUCGGCCCUCCAAGGAGGUAGCCCCUCAGCCCCAUCACUCCCAGUCUCAUCAAUCCCAGGCCAACGAGCGUCCAGUGACCCUCCCCACAACCCCCGCCGCACCCUGCCCAGCGUGCCCCCCCUCUGCAGCCCCACCUCCCCACAACCCCGGGACAUCAACAGUAGCAGUCACGGCAAUGCCCCCACGCCCAGGAGCAUCAAAUCCCUGCUCCUACAUGAGCCCCACCACCAGCUCCAUGGCCAAGAUGUCACGCUCCAUGUCCAUGGGAGACAGCCUAAACGUGGCCGAGGAAGAGUCUGAGUCUACAGAGUCACGCAGGGGGUCCAGCUCUGACACGUCAAACGCUCCCACCAAGAGCCGGAGCAGCUCCUCCCAGAGCUCCCAGAGUCUUAGUACUAAACCGUCUACCCCCGUGGCUGUUGUCUCUUCCACCUUAUCCUCCUCCUCCCCUCUGGCGUUGGGUUUAGCCAUGCCCCAUGCUGCAGUUAUCCCCACCCUCAUCACUAGCUCUCCAAGCAACUCCAACCCCAGCCCAACCACCAAGAGUCUGCAGGCUAAGCUGAUGUGCAGCACCCGGCCCCAGCUCAACCUGGACAUCUCCAAGCCCCUCCCAGACAAGCCCUCCCUGGCAGCCUUCACUCCCAACAGUACCUCCAAGACCGCCGCCUCCUCCAAGACUGUCAAAGGGGACAACGACCUCUUUUCCAGAUCUCCAGUCAGCUUGUUACCUCACCAGGGCCAGACUCAUCCAGUGCUCACCAACAAAGUCCAGCUAGUCACUGCACUGUCCCUCUCCCCAGCUGCUCCUGUGGAGACUAGCCCAGCUCGGAGUCCUGAGGCAGAGCAGCAGUUUCUCACCACAGAGCUGCGUCCUGAGGCCCCCGUGGUAGACAACAGGCUAGAACAGCCAAAGAUGGAGGAGAGCCAGGGCCUGACCCAGGAGAAGAGUCCCGCGAUGGAGGUGUCUCUACAGGGCAGUCCCGUAUAUCUGCUGUCAUCUGGAGGUCCCGGCCAGGACCGUGCAGGUUUGCUCCAGCGAUCUCCCUCCUUCAUCCUGUCAUCUCUGCGUCUGGGCAUGCCCCUGGCCAACACCAAGCACUUUUUUACUACUGGUGCCGUGUGGCCUACCGUCUCAGUCUCCACCCCCAUAUACUCUGCACCUUCACCCUGUCCUCCGUCACUUAAUCAUUUCCUCCUGAUGGACGGUUCUCUCAGUAUGGAGUCGUGCAGGGUGGUGGCCAGCGAUCUACAGAACACCUUUAGGAAGGCCUCCCAGCUCUACAGAAUGGUGAACAGUGUGCCUGUAGACUCCAGGCAGGAGCACAAUGAGAUGGCCCAGGUCCUGUCUGAGGCCUUUGAGGUGGUGAGGGCCGAGCUGAGCUCCCUGCCCCAGAGCUCACCCCCAUCCCCCUCUGGAGGACCUGCAGCAGGAGGCUCCCUGUGUACAGUGGGCUGCCGGCCCGUAGGACCAGUAGAACCAGGGACGGGGAGAUUAGCCUCAGGGGAGGAGAGGACUCUGGCUCUGCUGGAGCAGUACUCUGAGCUCCUCCUUCAAGCCGUGGAGAAAAGGUUGGACAACAAGCAGCUCUCCUAAAUACUCCUAUUCUUUCACACCCUUCCUUGAAGACUGAAGCAACCAACCCUCUUGCAAAUGUAGGAUCGUAAGCCAUUGUGCAAGGAUAUCUGCAGACUACAGUACUUCUUUUUAUUUAAUUUCUUUCUCGACACGUUUUUAAAAUGAACAGAUUAAAAUAUUCCUGAAGGAUGCCUGUACAUAUUUUUUAGAAGUUAUUUUUUCUUUUUAAGCACUUCUCUCUCUUUCUCUCUGAUGCACCCUGUGGUUGGGUGGUCCCCUCUAUCCCUGUCAGAUCUCUGUAGGCCUAGGAGGUGUUGGGAGGGUUGUACUCAGCACAAUGGCCCACAGAUACUGAUACUGUAGGGAGACUCCUCAGGAUGAUCAAUGCCUCAGCAUUCAUUCCCAGUGUGGCUGACCUGCACUACAGACCGUCAUUCAUCACCCUUCCUUCCUCUAAUAUAUUGUGUGCUACCUACAGUACCUACCAGUCACCUGCACUCUCACGACCACUGGUUUGGUUUACCCCUGUUGCCAAAUAUUGUGCCCUGCUACUUUGUUUUAAUGAAGUUGUUGUUAUGGAAAUGCCGGAUGCCCUAGAGUUGCUGCGUUGGAGCCAGUGGCGUAGCGUAGUUUUGCGGGCCCCUCUUGCAAGGUGUCCCCACAGAAAGAACAAUUUGCAGUUUUAUAGCUUAUCUCAUGCUAUUUGACACAUAUUGCCAUGAGGCUGAGAGAAAAUGUUGAUGUUUUAGAGCUCAGGCAUUCUUGAAAGACGGAACAAUGGGACAAUCUCAACUUUUUUCCCACAAAUAUUUGUCUUAAAAUCUAUAUUUUGAUAGACCAAAGUACCAGCUAUCACGCCAUGUAAAGGAAGAAGCAACUUCCAAACUUAUUUUUGUUUUGUUUUAUAGUACUCCCGAGUGGCGCAGCGGUCUAAGGCACUGCAUCUCAGUGAUAGAGUUCGAUCCCAGGCUGUAUCACAACUGGCCGUGAUUGGGAGUCCCAUAGGGCGGCGGACAAUUGGCCCAGCGUCGUCCGGGUUAGGGUUUGGCCGGGGUAGGCCGUCAUUGUAAAUAAGAAUUUGUUCUUAACUGACUUGCCUAGUUAAAUAAAGGUUAAAUUAAUUCAUUAAAUACAAAUAUUUAGCACUACUAAAUGCUCCAGGACAAAUUUCUUUAGCAUUGUGACAUGUUUUUCUAGAUUUAGAACAUAAAACAUUUAGAAAGCAAACAUCUUUUAGGUCUAGCAAAUCAAAUGCUUCAAAUGUUUAAGCAAAUGUUACAGAGCAGUGAUGACAAUAUUUGUUCUGAAUAUUUACACAAAAAACGAUGUUAAGGGGGUGGACCAUCGGUGACGUAAUUGACAAACCAGUGACGGAGUUGUGACAACCGAUGCUCAAAACAACAAAAGUUCAACACAAACAUUCAAUACAAAAUAUGGGAAAGGAUUCAUUUGAAAAUCUCCAAUAAAAACGCAGCUUUACAGACUAUGAGGGGGCUUGUUGCAAUACAUGUAUUGAGUACAUGAAUGAGGGGUCCUUGUGAUGUCGCUGACCCUGCUCAUUCCUGAUUCAUUUAGGAUUUUAGACAAAUCUGACGGAGUUGACCAUCUCCGGACACAUCUUUAAGGAAUCAGUUUUGAGAUAAACAGGCUUUAAAGUCACAGAGGGCUUUUGCAAGAAACUACAUAAGAUAAUUUUUCAAUUAAUAUCCAUAAUUGCCAUUUUUUUAGAAUUUUAAAUUGGGUUCCUUUGCUCCAGACAAGGGCAUUUCCAGGCAUACAGCCAACAUGGAAAUGAAUAAUAUAUUCCCAAAACAAGUCCAUUUUAAGAUCAAAUAAUGCAACAAAAUAUUAUUUUUUUAACUAUGAAAUGAAAGUUUCCCUGCCGGACAAGGAUUGUCCUAACUUUCAAGAAUCCCUGAGCAAAUGUCCUGUUAUUCUACACAUUUUGUCAUGAGGCUGAGAUUUUUUUUUUCAGUUUUAAAGCUAAUUUCCUGUCAUUCAAAUAAAAUAAUUUGUGGCUUAUGACGUGUUCAUAUGCUAUAUGGGGGGCUGGCAGGCCACCUGCCUUGCAGGGGCGUGUGCUAUGCCAGCGGUUGGAGCUUGAUGCUGGCUGUUGUUUUGGGUAGCAGAAGCUGCACUUUUUGGACAAUCGGAGGGUGUUGCUGUUCAAUGCCAUUCCUGACCCCAGUGCUCUAAAACAAUACUAACAACUGUUAUCACUACAAUGUGAAAUGUCUGUGUUGGUGUACCUGUCCCUACCAGGGCUUUUGCCCACCGACACCAGGCCAUAGCCACCUCCACACUACUAGAGGAACACAGGACCCUUCCAAGUCUUAAAAGCCAGAUUAAUCAGACAUAAUCAUGUUUUCGUGGGUGAUUUGAUACAUUGUGUUUUGAGAGGCCCUGUCUAUGUGUGAUGUGUGGUUGUAUUUAUUAUGUUUUAAAAGGUCCACGUUACAAAUGGAGGUGUAGUUUGUUUUGUACCAGAGCUAGGUCACCAGUGGGGGAACAACAUAGCAAAAACAGAAGACUUGAAAAUAUACAGCAUCAACUGAGAGUCUCCUCGUUCAUUAACUAUGCUGGAUGGUUUUAUAAAACAUGUGAAUUGUAUUCCCAGUACAUUUUUUGUAUUCCAAAUUGAUGUUCAAGGUGUGCAAAUAAUAAUACAAAAUGUCUCAAGGAAAUGGGUGCCUUAAUUCAAAACCAGCGUUUUUCAUAGUUUAAAAUGUGUUGGGUUAUACCAAAAUAAUAUUGAAUUGUAAUGAAAAGGCGACUACUGAAAUUGAGCUACUGCUGUGGGAAACCAAUGACACUGAGGAGAAGCAUUUUCUGAUGACUGAAUACAGACAUCGCAUCUCGGAAUCCAAACCGGCUGUGCGCGUGCGCCAUCGUGCAAACAUUUAUUUUGUCCCCCCACACCAAGCGCGAUCACGACACGCAGGCUAAAAUCAAAACAAACUGAACCAAUUACAUUAAUUUGGGGACAGGUCGAAAAGCAUUAAACAUGUAUGGCAAUUCAGCUAGUUAGCUUGCACAUGCUAGCUAAUUUGUCCUAUUUAGCUAGCUUGCUGUUGCUAGCUCAUUUGUCCUGGGAUAUAAACAUUGAGUUGUUAUUUUACCUGAAAUGCACAAAGUCCUCUACUCCGACAAUUAAUCCACACAUAAAGCAGUCAACCAAAUCGUUUCUAGUCAUCUCUCCUCCUUCCAGUCUUUUUCAUCUUUGAAUUUCUAUGGUGAUUGGCAUCUAAACGUUCAUAGUAUUUCCACGACAAACGGCAAAACAGUUCGUCUUUCAAUCACCCAUGUGGGUAUAACCAAUGAGGAGAUGGCACGUGGGUACCUGCUUCUAUAAACCAAUGAGGAGAUGAGAGAGGCAGGACUUGCAGCGCGAUCUGCGUCAGAAAUAGGAAUGACUUCUAUUUUAGCCCUUGGCAACGCAGAUGCUCAUUGGCGCGCGCGAGCAGUGUGGGUGCAAUAAUUGAAUAACAUGCGACGUGUCUGGUCUGGUCAGCAUGUUAGGGUUGGGUUACCAGAGGUAAAGAACCCAGAACAAAUCAGAUCUUGCAUCAGAUACAAACCGUGCAGAAAACAUUUUUUUCCCCACACCUCUUCCUCAACAUUUAUUGGCUCUUGUCUGGCUGUGGUGUUUUCAUCCUGGUCCCUGGUACUUUUCCACCCCAAUAACAAUGCGCUUUCAUUCCUAUCAAAAUGGUCAUAGGUCACAUUAAUGUAUUUGUAAUAGCUUCGACUACUAAACUAAACCUGGGUCUCUGUGUAAUGGUGUAACUGUUGUGUCAAAGGCUCACAGAAUAAUAAUUGUGUUCUGAUGAUUGUGGCUGCCGACUAGCACAACACUGCCCCCCUGCUGUUGAACAUCACUGCCCAGUUGCUACUAAAACAGAAAGCCCUAACACUUCCCUCCUACAAUUUCUCUGGUCAGGAUUAUUCUGUGCUGUGUUUUACAUACUUUUCAAUACACUAGUGCCCACAAACAAUAUUUUAAUCACCUGUGCAUACAAUAGUGUUUAAUUUCCUGAGUUAUUGAUAGACUUGUUAUAAAUUUACACUUAUUGGUAGAAAGUCUUAUCAGGUACCCAAAGGGUCUUACAGCCUCUCAAAAUGCCAUGCCUAGAACUCUGUUCUCUCUAGUUUUUAUUAAAGCAUUGUAUGUACAUGACUAGAAAUGGCAUAGAAUAAGAAUGAAGUAUAUUCUGCUGUUUAUUAGUUAUUCAGUAUUUCCCCAUCUGACUGACAAUAUUCAGAACUGUGACCUUAACUAGACUGGAGGUUUCAUUAAGACAUAGGAUUGUUUGAUGGGACAGUAGUACAGGUGUACCUAUCUGCUGCCAGGAUGCAUCAGUAUUUAUGCAUGAAGGGUGGUGAGGUGUGGAGGUUGACCGACUGGCUCGUUCCUAAGUAGGAUUGCAUGGUUCAACGUAUCCUAGGCUUGUUUCACCGCUCUUUUUCACUGGCUGGUAUAACCUGUAGCUGACCCUCGUUCUUAAUAACCUCACCUUUUCUAUGAUGAUUACUUGUCUUAAACUACAGAUUAUGGACCAGAAUGUUCCUCUUUUAGGAAUUAUCACUUCUCAGACAUUUUAUGAGCUUUUGUUUUCUGUUUUGUACCAACCACAGUUUUGUGUUUUUACUAUAUUCACUCCCUGUACUUCUCUUUCUGCUGGAGAAUAAAAACAUAUUUAUUACACUCAA